GUUUUGAUUCAGGUAUAGGACCCUCCGAACCCGGCCAUCUGAAUUUUUUUUCUUGGAUUUUUUUUAAUUUCCUCUUACGUUUUACCUUUGCAUACACUAGACUCUGAAAUUGAUUCUAUGAGUCAACCCCGCGACCUAGCUUAGGGAACCCCACUCGUGCCAGAAGGUGACGCCUGUUCACUUAUACCUAUUUCAUUCCGGCACCUGAAUGAAUCGGUUCUCAGAGUAAUUCACCUUAACCACCAGUACAUACUUUUGAGCUUUCAGUCGUGAUUGUUGGAUUACUCCACCAAACGUAGGCGCAGUCCAACUUCAUUACAAUGUCGACCCCUCAGAAUAUCUUAAGUCCUACCGGGAUUCGAGAAUACGCUGUGGCAGUCUCAACGUCACCCUCAGCAACUUUCUCGCCACCACCGAGCGGUACCAGCGUCAGCUUUGGUGCUUUUGUUCAUGGACAUCCACAAAGAGGAGCAGCGAAACCGCUGAAGCCCUUCAACACAACCGACAUCAAGAUUUUGCUGCUUGAGAAUGUGAACCAGAGCGGACAGGACAUCUUGAGGGAACAGGGCUACCAGGUCGAGGCGCACAAGACCUCAUUACCAGAGGAUCAGCUGAUCGAGAAGAUCCGCAGUGUGCACGUCAUCGGUAUCCGGUCAAAGACUAAACUCUCAGAAAAGGUGCUCCGUGAAGCCAAGAAUCUGCUUGUCGUCGGCUGCUUUUGCAUUGGAACCAACCAGGUAGACCUCGAGUAUGCGGCGCGCCAUGGAAUUGCCGUCUUUAACUCCCCCUUCGCCAACUCGCGCAGUGUGGCAGAGCUGGUCAUAGCCGAGAUCAUCACCCUGGCCCGGCAGCUGGGUGACCGGUCCAAUGAGAUGCACCGCGGGACUUGGAACAAGGUCAGCGCCAAGUGCUGGGAGAUCCGCGGCAAGACGCUCGGUAUCGUUGGCUACGGUCACAUUGGAUCACAGCUUUCGGUCCUCGCCGAGGCCAUGGGAAUGUCAGUCGUAUACUACGACGUCAUGACGCUCAUGGCGCUGGGCAAAGCAGUCCAGGUGUCCAAGCUUGAGGACCUGCUGCGCGAGUCUGACUUUGUCACGCUGCACGUUCCCGCCACCCCUGAGACCGAGAACAUGAUCUCAAACGUUCAGCUGAGUCAAAUGAAGACCGGCUCAUAUCUGAUCAACGCCUCCCGAGGAACGGUCGUGGAUAUUCCUGCUCUUAUAAACGCCAUGCGCGGGGGCAAAAUUGCGGGUGCGGCGCUUGAUGUGUACCCGAACGAGCCGGCGGCCAACGGAGACUACUUCAAUAACCAGCUCAACACCUGGGGCGAGGACCUGCGCACCUUGAACAACAUAAUUCUGACCCCACACAUCGGUGGCAGCACAGAGGAGGCACAGCGGGCGAUCGGUGUCGAGGUUGCCGACGCACUGGUGCGGUACAUCAACCAGGGAGUGACGCUCGGCAGUGUCAACCUGCCCGAGUGCAACCUCCGGUCGUUGACGCUCGAAGAGCCCAAUCACGCCCGCGUCAUCUACGUCCAUCGCAACGUCCCUGGUGUGCUGCGCAAGGUGAACGAGAUCCUCGGAGAACACAAUGUCGACAAGCAGAUUUCCGACAGCAAGGGCGAUGUCGCCUAUCUGAUGGCGGAUAUCAGCGAAGUCAAGGAGGGCGACAUCAAGCAGAUCCACGAUGCUCUGGAGUCGCUUAGCUCACGUAUAAUUACCCGUGUUCUGUUUUGAGCUGAACGUUUCAGGAAAAAAAAAAACGUCAUCUCAUCAAACAGCCAAUCAAUUGAUCUCUGGACUGCAGGGCACCAAGCGAGAGAUUUUCGUUCCGGCUUAUCAUUUUCUUUUUUUCUCAGUUGGAAGUCUGGGAUAUUCAACAUGGGCAGGGGCAAGAUAAUUUAUUUGUUUCUUGGCUUGGUCUUGAAAACUAUUUUUUUUUUGAAAAAAAAAAAACCCCCCAAAAAAAACCAAGUCAGCCGUCGCUGGCACGCAGGCUGACGACAGGUUAUGGUAUAAAAAGCAUCGAAUCAAAUCAAAUAAAAACAAAAGAAAAGAAAGGGAAGAACCUGGGUUCAACACGGUUACGCAUGAAGAUAUACAUGGAAUUGAUUCAUUUAGCCCUCGAAAUAACAGCAACAUAUCCAGCUUUCAAACUGUUUUCACUCA
Molecule: messenger RNA, 2171 nt
Organism: Pyricularia grisea
Lineage: Eukaryota; Fungi; Ascomycota; Sordariomycetes; Magnaporthales; Pyriculariaceae
Exons: 2
Coding region: 321-1739 (472 amino acids)
Molecular function (GO): NAD binding; oxidoreductase activity, acting on the CH-OH group of donors, NAD or NADP as acceptor
Source: RefSeq, a predicted model, not a curated record